Brassica oleracea var. oleracea is the source of this 1404-nucleotide messenger RNA. Its product is annotated as protein CUP-SHAPED COTYLEDON 2-like. Gene Ontology annotation, biological process: regulation of DNA-templated transcription. Bases 94 to 1197 code for a protein of 367 amino acids. The record is from RefSeq and is a predicted model, not a curated record. The transcript has 3 exons. Lineage: Eukaryota; Viridiplantae; Streptophyta; Magnoliopsida; Brassicales; Brassicaceae. Gene Ontology annotation, molecular function: DNA binding.
UCGACAUUAUAACCACAUCCUCCCCUUCAAAACAGUUUGUGUCUCCUUAGGGUUUAAUAUUUCUCUCCCAAAAAGUUUUAACAUCAGUUCUUCAUGGACAUUCCACUUUACCACUAUGACCACGGCGGAGACAGCCAAUAUCUUCCGCCAGGUUUCAGGUUUCAUCCCACAGAUGAAGAACUCAUCACCCAUUACCUCCUCCGCAAGGUUCUUGACGGUUGCUUCUCAAGCCGCGCCAUUGCAGAGGUUGAUCUCAACAAGUGCGAGCCUUGGCAACUUCCCGGGAAAGCUAAGAUGGGAGAGAAAGAAUGGUACUUUUUCAGCCUCCGUGACCGGAAGUAUCCGACGGGAUUGAGAACGAACAGAGCAACGGAGGCUGGUUACUGGAAAGCUACCGGAAAAGACCGAGAGAUCUAUAGUUCAAAGACUUGUGCACUUGUUGGGAUGAAGAAGACUCUUGUCUUUUAUAAAGGAAGAGCUCCUAAAGGAGAGAAAACUAAUUGGGUUAUGCAUGAAUAUCGUCUUGAAGGCAAAUUCUCUUAUCAUUUCAUCUCUAGAAGCUCAAAGGACGAAUGGGUGAUCUCUAGGGUUUUCAAGAAAACCGGUUUAGCCAAUACCGGGGCCUCCGGGGGAGAAGCAAGUGCUAUCGUAAGCAGCUGUACCGGUGGGUCUAAAAAGACGAAAGUACCCUCAAUCUCCACAAACUACCGUGAGCAACCAAGCUCUCCUUCCUCCGUCUCACUCCCUCCUCUCUUUGACCCCACCACAACACUCGGCUAUACCGACAGCUGCUACUCCUACAACAGCCGUAGCAGCAAUACAACCCUCACAGCCACUGCGAUAACCGAGCACGUGUCCUGUUUCUCCACUGCCACGACUACUACUGCCUCAGGCUUAGAUGUUAACGUUGACUCAUUCGACCAUCUUCUACCGCCUGCUCCGCCUGGGUUUGACCAUUUUUCUCGUUUUGUCUCUAGAAACGUUUCAACUCUAUCUAACAUAAGGUCGUUCCAAGAGAACUUCAAUCACUUUCCUUACUUUGGUUCGUCUUCUGCAUCGACCAUGACCCCCUCCGUUAAUUUGCCUUCUUCCCACGGUGGCACCGGAAUGAACUACUGGCUACAGACAACCGCGGAAGAGAACGAGACAAAGGCUGGUCUACUUAAUGGUGGACUAGAUUGCGUAUGGAAUUACUAAUCAAAAGAGGCGUUAACUACAUAAGUUUGUUCCCUUCAAGCUUUUCUUAAAAAAAUUCCUAGGACGGUUAUGAUAUAUCUAAGUGUGAUAGAGGAGCUUAAUAAUAUGCCCCCUAGCUUGAUUUUUCGUUUAAUUAUGUAGCUUUUAAUUGUAUCGUCCGUGUUAGUUUAAGUUAAGAAAAGUGUUAUGUGGACUACUUAACGUAUG